Messenger RNA from Xyrauchen texanus (razorback sucker), 2203 nucleotides. RefSeq names its product phospholipase A2, group XV (gene pla2g15). NCBI's taxonomy places the organism in Eukaryota, Metazoa, Chordata, Actinopteri, Cypriniformes, Catostomidae. The record is from RefSeq and is a predicted model, not a curated record. Gene Ontology annotation, biological process: phosphatidylcholine metabolic process; ceramide metabolic process. Gene Ontology annotation, cellular component: lysosome.
CCUUCUGCUAUUGUUUACUCCAGUCUAGCCGCUUUAAAAACACUUAUGACUUGAUCGCUACAUUGUUUUGCUUCAUCAACCUGUCAGUGUCGCUCAGACCCAGCAGAGACUCUUCUCACUUCACUCCCAGAUCUCGUGAUGGACAGACAGGCCCAAAUGUAUCCUUGAUCCUGUAAGUCAGCAGAGUGUGAGCCACUAAAAGAGAUGCUUUCCUGUCAUCGGUUGAUCCUCGCCUCGCUCCAGCUGUGCUUGGUGGUGGUGUUGUUGUUUUCAUUUACCGACAGCAGAAGUUUACACAAAUGCUCGCCGGGGAAACUGUGCUCGGAUCGACCGCCUGUGGUUUUGAUUCCAGGAGACCUUGGAAAUCAGCUGGAGGCGAAGCUGGAUAAACCGAGUGUGGUGCACUACAUCUGCUACAAGAAGACAGAGGAUUACUUCACGUUAUGGCUGAACCUGGAACUGCUGGUGCCGGUGGCCAUUGACUGCUGGAUUGAUAACAUGAGGUUACUGUACAAUCGGACCACUCACCUGACUGACGGUCCUCCAGGGGUGGAUGUCAGAGUGCCUGGGUUUGGCCAGACGUACAGUUUAGAGUAUCUGGAUCCAAGCAAACGGAGUGUUGGCAUAUACUUCUUCACUAUUGUGCAGGCACUUGUUGAUUGGGGAUAUACAAGAGAUGAUGACAUUCGAGGUGCUCCCUAUGACUGGCGUAAGGCCCCAAAUGAGAACAAGGAUUACUUCUUGAGUCUGCAGCAGAUGAUUGAGGAGAUGGCGAAUAAGGCCGGAGGCCCAGUGGUACUAAUUGCACACAGCAUGGGCAACAUGUAUACACUGUAUUUCCUUAAUCACCAACCACAGGCUUGGAAGGACCGGUACAUUAAGGCCUUUGUGUCUCUUGGGGCCCCAUGGGCUGGAGUGGGUAAAACGCUGAGAGUUAUGGCAACAGGCGAUAACAACCGCAUUCCUGUCAUAAGUCCUUUAAAAAUCCGCACCCAGCAGCGAACGGCCGUUUCCACCGUCUGGCUUUUCCCCUACGCCCACACCUGGCCCUCCGACAUGAUCCUGGUGUCCACCCCCAACAACACCUACACCGUCAAGGACUAUCAGCGCUUCUUCAAAGACAUUGAUUAUGAGGACGGCUGGGCCAUGAGGAAGGACACCGAACCGCUGGUCAAUGCACUGGAGCCUCGAGUGCCCGUUCACUGCCUUUAUGGGAGCGGCAUCCUUACACCUCAGGGCUACAAUUACACAAAAUUCCCAGAUGGAGAACCCACCGUCAUCAACGGGGAAGGAGAUGGAACGGUCAACCUGUUGAGCGCAUUACAAUGCAAACGCUGGAUGGGUCAACAGAAGCCACCCGUCCAUAUGUUGGAGCUGCCUGGGAAUGAGCAUGUUGCCAUGCUGUUGAACAUAACCACAGUUUCCUACAUCAAAUCUGUGCUGUUUUCACCUUGAUGGCAUCCAGCCUUCACAUUUUCCUAAGUAAUUUUGAACUGAACAUUCCAGAUGGCAAAGGGACAAGGCCCAGUUCUGCUUUUUAGUUGGAUGUUACUCAUCAUGAUCACUUCUGAAUUGUUCUUUAACAAUUUACGAUAAUUGGUUAAGUGGCGCAAACUAUUGUUGUGGAAUUUAGGUUUCUCAGGAUGACAUAGCAGUUUACUGUUGGGUUAAAAUGAUCUGAGAUUUUAACUUUAUAGAUUAAAAGCACAUCAUUUCCUGUUGUUGCAGCAAAAUAGCAAUGGCCUGCCAUUAAUCUGUCAACUACAUUUUUAUAAAUGGUAUAAGAUAGUUUCCGUUUUUAAUCUUUGGAGAUUUUCCUAUGGCCACAAGUUCAAAAAAAUCUACAAUUUAAUCUAGAGCUUUUCUAAAUGCUUUUUCCAAAGAGGUUACUCUAUAAAUUGUACUAACACUGCAGUAUUUCUGUGCUGUUUUUUGGUCUGUGACCAGUAUUGAUUUAUGAAAUUUUACUAUAUGAUGUUGAAUGUAGAAUGUGUAACAACUGCUAGACAUUUCGUUAUCAACCAGUUUGUGUCAUCAUGCCAUAGGCUAACCAAUGUUACAAGUGAACAAUCAUUUUUUUAUUUUUACAUGUACUGACUUCUUGAAUAUAUUGAAAAAUGGAUUGUGAAGCAAGCUAUUUUUUUGCCUUUUAAAUGUUAGUGCUAUAUAAAGGGUUGUGGGAAUUACACUGGAAGGUUAAAAU